GCCCCUCUUCCUUUUCUUCCUCCUCCCAUCCCCCUUCCCGCCUUUUCUUCCCGUCUGUCCUCUGCGCACUCCGUAGCAUGCAUGGCUGACUCCUACCAGCUUGUAAUUGACGAUACAUCCCCCACCAUUUCUUUUUUCCCUUUCCCCGACACCCUCGGCAUCCCGGACCUCUUCUCCGGCUGGAAUCCAUAUUACACAGGCUCUGGCUUUGCGUCCACUCUCGGCCAGCAAGGCGUAGGCGACAGUCUGCACAUCACGUCCCUCGAUGGUGCCGCUCUUUCUAUUCAAUGGUUCGGUACUGGCAUUCAACUAUUCGGUAAUGUCACCUCGGUCACGUAUGACCUCUCCCUCGACGGACAGACAAAUUCCUCCAUCUCCUCCUUUUCCUCCGACCCCACCCUCCUGGCAUCCUACAGCCAGCUCUCCGAUGCCCAGCACACGCUUUCACUUAGAGUCCACAAUCCUAACAAUUCGACAUCCUCACUGAUGGUCAUUGACAAAGCUGUCAUCACGAUCCCCACUGAAUUGCAAAACGCUACCGUGAAGUCCAAUGUUCUCGACGACACGAGCCUUGCCUUUACGGGUGAGUGGUCAUUCCAGGAAAACAGCGCCGUGUCGCCGCUGGACAGCACUUUCCACACAUCCACAAACAGCGGGGAUCGCUUCGAACUCCAAUUCAACGGCUCUGCAGUGUCCGUUUCCGGUUAUCGAAAUUUCGAUUCCGGGCACUACACGGUCAACUUGGAUGGCGCGGACGUCGUCGAGUACAACGGCCAGUCAUCCUGGACGGAACCUACCAUGCUCUUUUUUCAGACAGGACUCGACCCGGACGUCACGCAUGAUUUGAGGGUUACGAACAAUGAAGAUCGCUUACUUGCCAUUGGCGCUGUCAACAUCACAACCGUUUCAGGUAUACGUCACAUGACUUCGCUCUCGUCGCGUUCUGGUCUGCCUCGGGGCACGAUUGCGGCCAUCGUCGUUGCAGCCUUCCUCGGCCUGGUCAUCGGAUGCCUGGCCAUUUUCUUCUUCCUCCGCUACCGCCGACGCGUGAUAUCGCACCGUCAGCGAUCUUUUUCUCCUUCUGGAAGAGGUGGCGAGGAUCAUACGGGGGGUGUGCUCGACAUCGGGCCCGGGGGUGGAGACGGACACAGUCACCAUGAUGACAAAGGGAAGGAGCCUGCGCACGAAGGCAGCCUCAGCUUCACGCUCGACCUUCCAAUCCAGUCGAAUCCGAACAACACUUCUUCGCAGCGCGGAUACUCAGAAGACGGUGUGCAGGGAAUCCCGCGCAGCCCCACGGUUUCUCUCGUGCGUCCGCAGGUCGCGCACGCACGCGACUCGAGUCGUGGGGCGCUCCUCAUCGAGUCCCCGGUUGAGAGCCCACGCCUCGAGAUGCCACAGCACAGCCCUUUCCACAUCGAGUUUGCCACGAGGAGCAGGGAAGGGAGUGCCGAUGGCCAGCUUUCCGCGCGGCGCUCACAUGGAGGAGGACUGCCAUCGACGCCGACCUUGCCGCAGGCUUCCCUCCCACACGUGAACAUCAUCGGGAGCAGUCCCGGCGCCUCGCCUCGUGAAGGGUCGAGCGACGACAACCGUAACACCGUUUAUUCCUUCCUCGAUAUCUCGCCCGAGUCGUCGCUCCGCGGGCCCCCGUCUGUCGCACAGUCUUCGUCAUCCUCGUCCGACGCGCGCAACCGGGUGAGCCAAAUGAGCGAGCAGAGCUAUGCGCCUGAUCGCCCAAUAUCCUUGGGCUUCGCGUUUGACUACCAUCGCAGUAUGCCGGCAUUGAUGCCUGCGAGAGGAGUAUCGCCGAUUCCUGCAUCACCACCUCCAGGGUCUUUGGCUACCAUCCGGCCGCUUCCCAGGCUGCCACUGUCUCCUCUGCGAGCAGAGACAAAUGUAUCAACUGGGUCGUCCAUGACACCACAACCACAGUCACAGUCGCAGUUCUCCCUCCAGUCAGAGCACCCGCCCGCUCUCCGCGUUCAAACCGUUCUAUCACCGCCCACUCGACGUCCCCGCUCCCUCUCCGCCUCCGCCGCAGCCGCAACGCCCGGCGCACUUUCUUCCGGUAACACCGCGAACAUCGUGCUCCACUCGCCUCUGCAGAUGCAAGUCCGCCGCUCCGUCAACCUCGACGCUGUCUCUCCCACCGAUAGCAUCCCCGUGACGGUCUCGGACAUCCACUUCCGCCACUCGUCGGACGAGAACACAGACGACAUGGAGCAGUCUCCCAGCCGCCGCACGAGCGCCUCGCGCCCCGGCCACCCGCCGCUCCCACAGCGCGAGUACGCCUCGCCGUUCAUCGUGCAGAAGCUGCUCGGUCCGCAGGCGAUCCAGGGGCGCUCGGGGCAGGGGUACGAGCUGGGGUCGACCCCCGCGCCAGGGUCGGGGCGACCGCUUCUGGGCUCGGGAUCUGGGCACACGUCGAGGCCGAGCCAGUCGACGCUGCGGCCGCACCAGCGGCAGGCCUCUGGGCAGGUCAGGGCGGCGCGCGAGAGCGAGGAGUCGCUGUCGAGCCCGCGCUUUGCGCCCGGGCUGGGCAGACCGGAUUGGUAG
This is a messenger RNA of Heterobasidion irregulare TC 32-1, 2559 nucleotides long. RefSeq lists its product as uncharacterized. NCBI's taxonomy places the organism in Eukaryota, Fungi, Basidiomycota, Agaricomycetes, Russulales, Bondarzewiaceae. The record is from RefSeq and is a predicted model, not a curated record. Bases 82 to 2559 code for a protein of 825 amino acids. The transcript is spliced from 5 exons.